Effrenium voratum is the source of this 987-nucleotide messenger RNA. The record is from the annotation of a GenBank genome assembly. NCBI's taxonomy places the organism in Eukaryota, Dinophyceae, Suessiales, Symbiodiniaceae.
GAGCUUUGUUCAGAGAGUGCGCUACGCUGGGCGGUGCAGUUUGGCCAUGAGGACCAAGCAGAGACCACAUCAUUAUGUUGCAGCCAAGCUGUGACAGGCAAGAGGAUGCGCCAGCUAUUGGAGUGCAUUGCGCAGCUUGAUCCCGACCGCGCUGCAGAUUGCGCAGACUUGCAAAGCACACGGUAUGCCAUCCAAGGCUGUAAGGUACAAAGCAUUGCCAUCAUGAAAGGUUUCACCACGUUUUUCGAUGCCAAGCGUACAGGAUUCGGCGGUUUCGCCGCGGGCUUCGCGGCGGGUGCCGCUGCAGCUGCGGCGGGCCGGGGGGAAGCCGUGCCGCAAGGCCCGGUGGUCGGGGAAGCCGAGCGGUGCGGUCGCAGCCUCCAAGGCGGCGUCGCUGGCUUCUCCUCGUGGCUUUUGAUGAUGGCGCAGAGCCUUUUCGAUGUGAGCACUGAUGAUGUCGUGCGCCGUCUGAAGCUGAUCGUGCAACGCACUAACUCAACUCUGGUGCGGUUCGAGGAGCUCCGUGCACGACCAGACUUUUACGGCCCUUUCUGGGUUGCCACCACAGCAGUCCUCUUCCUGGCCGCCACCGGGAAUUUUGCUAGGCUGAUUGAAUCUCCACAUCCCAGCCUCUUCAAGGCGGACUAUAGCUUGGUGCCUUUGGCUGCCAGCAUCAUCUACGGGACUCAGACUCAGCGUGCAGACGCUUCAGCUAAGGGCCACGUUCCGUCUGUAUUCUUCACAGAUGAAGAGGUGGCCAACAUCGACUUCAAGAAGAUUGUUUGCGUGUGUGGGUAUGGCCUUGCACCUGCAAUACCUGUGUCCAUACUGUGCAUCAUUCCGGUUGGGUUCCUACGAUGGCUCUUCGUAAUGGGAGGUCUUGCGCUGUCGCUCCUUUUCCUGAAGUCGAACUUGCUUCAGGAGAUUUCAGUCAAGGUGUGGGAUCCUGAGGUGGCUACUUGCUUUGCUCAAAGCGCACAGCCCUAG